CACAUAAUUUUCAUAAUGGUGGUUAUCGAUUCACCGCACGCGGCGAACAAAUAUUUGCGUCGCAUCUCGCGAGAUUUCUCGACUGUGCGUCGCUUCAGCAAUACACCGCCAGCCAUCACCAUAACAGCGCCCCAAACCGUCCCCCCAUCCACACCAGUUUUAGGUGAGGAUUUGCCAAGCACGCCGCGUGGCAUUCGCAAACGGCAGCGAAUGCGUAAACGUUCUUCCGUCUCGUCGACGCUAUCGAAAGUUUUGAUACUCAACGUACGUGAUUUGCUCAAAGCGCAGGCAAACAACGAAUCAGCUGGAGAGCAUCAGCCGCGCAGCUGGAUCGAGACCAAUUUUCAGAAACGCGAGUGCAUCAAAUUCAUACCAUGCCCAAAGGACGAUACAAAAUGCUGCUGCGGCCAGGCACAGAUCACACAUCAGACGAUAGCCGGCAUCGAGAGCGGUUCGCCCGGCGAUUUGUGGCUGCCCACGAAACACACCCGGCCCCAGCCCACCGACGCAUAUGGCACCAUUGAGUUUCAGGGCGGGGCUCAUCCCACCAAGGCGCAGUAUGUGCGCCUGUCAUUCGAUACGCGACCUGAGCUGCUGGUGCAGCUAUUCACCAAGGAAUGGAAUCUGGAAUUGCCAAAACUUUUGAUCACCGUGCAAGGAGGCAAAGCCAACUUUGAUUUACAGGCCAAACUAAAAAAGGAAAUACGCAAGGGACUGUUGAAGGCGGCUAAGACGACAGGUGCUUGGAUAUUCACUGGUGGCACCAACACUGGCGUCACCAAGCAAGUGGGAGACGCCCUACUCCUGGAGGGGCAACAACGCACCGGACGUGUGGUCAGCAUCGGCAUUGCGCCCUGGGGCAUUGUAGAGCGCAAUCAUGAGCUGUUGGGCCACAAUCGUGAGGUGCCCUGUCACAGUAUUAGUUCGCCGAGAUCCAAAUUGGCUGUGCUGAACAAUCGUCAUGCAUAUUUCCUGCUCGUCGACAAUGGCACCCAAGCAAAAUAUGGCGCCGAAUUGAUAUUGCGACGCAAACUGGAGAAAUUCAUUUCGAAUUUAAAGCUGCAUCCAUUCACACAUUCCAGUACGCCCGUCGUCUGUCUGGUGAUUGAGGGCGGCACAAACACAAUACGUGCUGUCCUGGAGUACGUGACGGACUCGCCUCCUGUACCGGUUGUUGUAUGCGAUGGUUCUGGGCGUGCAGCCGAUCUGCUCGCCUUUGUGCACAAAUAUGCAUCGGAUGGCGAGGAACAACCUGUGCUGGAGUCAAUGCGUGAUUAUCUCAUUGGUACGAUUCAAAAAACCUUUGAAGUUGGCCUCGAUUCGGCCGAGAAACUUUACCAGGAGCUGCUCCAGUGCACACGUAAUAAGAAUUUGAUUACCGUCUUUCGCAUACAGGAAAAGCCCGAAGGCGAGGCGCAGGAGCUGGAUCAGACCAUCCUAACGGCGCUCUUUAAGUCGCAGCAUCUCAGUCCGCCGGAGCAGUUGAGCUUGGCGUUGACAUGGAAUCGUGUGGACAUCGCACGCAGCGAGAUAUUUGUCUACGGCCAGGAAUGGCCAAUUGGCGCCUUGGACGAGGCCAUGAUGCAGGCACUCGAACAUGAUAGAAUCGAUUUUGUCAAAUUACUUUUGGAGAAUGGCGUCUCAAUGAAAAAAUUUUUAACAAUUCCCCGCCUCGAGGAGCUCUACAACACAAAACACGGUCCGGCCAAUACCUUGGGUUACAUAUUGCGAGAUGUGCGUCCCCAUAUACCUAAAGGCUACAUUUACACGCUCCACGACAUUGGCCUUGUCAUCAAUAAACUAAUGGGCGGCGCCUAUCGAUCCUAUUAUACGCGUCGCAAGUUUCGGCCCAUCUAUGCGAAGGUGAUGAACAGCUAUGCAAAUGCCUGCCGCAAGUCCUCGUCAUAUCAAUAUCAGCGCUAUGCGGGCGCCAAUUCACUGAGCCUGGUCACCGGACUACUGCCAUUUACCACCGAAAUGGCCCUGUUCGAGUUCCCCUUCAAUGAGCUGCUGAUUUGGGCGGUGCUAACUAAGCGACAGCAAAUGGCGCUGCUCAUGUGGACACAUGGCGAGGAGGCGCUGGCCAAAUCACUGGUCGCCUGCAAACUGUACAAGGCGAUGGCCCACGAGGCGGCCGAGGAUGAUUUGGAUACUGAAAUUUAUGAGGAGCUGCGCUCCUAUGCCAAAGAGUUUGAGAGCAAAGGAAAUAAACUGUUGGACUUCAGCUAUCGCCAAGAUGCGGAGAAGGCGCAACGUUUGCUCACCUGCGAACUGCACUCGUGGUCCAAUCAAAGCUGCCUCUCGCUGGCGGUCGCAGCCAAUCACCGCGCCCUCCUCGCCCAUCCCUGUAGCCAGGUCAUACUCGCCGAUCUCUGGAUGGGCGGCCUGCGAACGCGCAAGAAUACCAAUUUUAAGGUCAUCUUGGGCUUAAUUAUGCCCUUUUAUAUCAGGCAAUUAGACUUCAAAUCAAAAGAGGAGCUACAACAAAUGCCGCAGACCGAGGAAGAGCAUUUGGAGAAUCAAAAUUUGGAUAACGAUGAUUCGGAUCGCUCGCAGCCAGAUGCUGAGAAUGCCCUUUUAAAAGCCAAAAGAUCCAUUUCCUUGAGAUAUAGGAUGGGCGCGGGCAGUAAUAAUCGCGACAAGUGCAAAUUAAUAGCAGCCGAAAAGCAUUCGCCAUCAUUUCACAGUAUUGCCAACUCAACAGAUGCUCUAUUGGCGGAUUCUUAUUCGGUGCGCGACACAAAAGUACACGAAAAUGGCAAAGUUAAUCUCACUGCUGGAGCGGAAGAACCACCCUCCAAAGUCUCGCUAACCGAUUCGGAUCCGUCGCAAUUUCGCGAAUUUUUUCAUCUAUCCGAAUACACUAACGAGAUUAAACAGCAUCAGCCGCUGCGUCUGAAGAAGAAGUUCCAUGAGUUCUAUACGGCUCCCAUUACAAAAUUCUGGGCGGAUUCGAUUGCGUACAUGUUCUUUUUGAUAAUGUUCUCGUUUACGGUGCUAGUAAGAAUGAAACCCAUGCCGCGAUGGCAGGAAUGGUAUUCGAUAGCUUAUAUAACAACGCUUGGGUUUGAGAAGGUCCGCGAAAUCAUAUCCUCCGAGCCGGUGGCCAUUACGCACAAAUUCUCGGUAUGGGCGUGGAACAUGUGGAAUCCUUGCGACGGCGCUGCCAUAAUACUCUUCUUAAUCGGACUGGCCUUCCGCUUUCGACCCACCACAAUGGAUAUUGGUCGUGUCAUCUACUGCGUGGACAGCAUCUACUGGUAUUUGCGCAUAUUGAACAUUCUCGGAGUCAACAAGUAUUUGGGUCCUUUGGUUACCAUGAUGGGCAAAAUGGUUAAGAAUAUGAUAUAUUUUGUGGUGCUCUUGGCUGUGGUUCUCAUGAGUUUCGGUGUCAGUCGACAGGCCAUCCUGUAUCCCAACAGCGAGCCCACCUGGCGUCUAAUCAGAGAGGUCACCUAUCAGCCCUACUUCAUGCUGUACGGCGAGGUGUUUGCGGAUGAUAUCGAUCCAGCCUGCGGCGAGGAACCCCACAUGACGCCCUGUGUUACAGGACACUGGGUAACACCUAUAACAAUGUCCAUGUACCUAUUGAUUGCCAAUAUACUGUUGAUCAAUCUGCUCAUUGCCGUCUUCAAUAAUAUAUUCAACGAAGUCAAUUCAGUGUCGCAUCAGGUAUGGAUGUUCCAGCGCUUCACCGUCGUGAUGGAGUACCAACAGAAACCGGUGCUGCCGCCGCCGUUUAUUGCCUUCUGCCAUUUCUAUUCGCUGCUCAAGUAUUGCGUGCGUAAAGCGAAAGGAUUGGAGGUGCAGCGGGACAACGGUCUCAAGCUAUUUCUCGAAAAGGACGACCUGGAGCGGCUGUAUGAUUUUGAGGAGGAGUGCGUCGAGGGCUUCUUUCAUGAGCAGGAGCACAUAUUGAAUCAGUCAACCGAUGAGCGUGUGAAGAACACAACGGAGCGUGUCGAGACAAUGUCACAGAAAAUCGAGGACAUCAAUCAAAAGGAGAACCUUCAAACGGCCACUGUGCAGAGCAUUGAAUUCCGUUUGCGCAAAAUGGAAGAAUCAUCGGAGCAGAUACUCUCCCAUCUGGGCGUCAUACAUCGCUUCAUGUCCGCACACACUGCCGGCACUGAUGAGCUGCGCGGCUCCGUGAUGAACAUUCCUGGUGAAAUGCACCGCGUGCGCACCAUAUCAAUGUCCGACAAUGAGGGUGGCAGCGGCAGUGGUGGAGGCGGUGGUGGCGGUGGCGGCGCUGGCGUUACUGGUGUUGGCAUUGCUGCGGCUUUGGGACUUGGUGCCACACUUACUUUAAAUUCGCUGCAGGUAAACAAUCGAAGGCGCUUCAAUCGUUCACUGACCGAGGUCCGACCGGAUGCGUACAUUCUGGAUGAGGGCACACACUUUGAGGUGGUACCGCUGCCGGAGGAGCCAGACGAGGUGGUUAAAUCCCGAGAGGCACUCAACGAGCAGGUGGUGCGCAAGGCCUCCAUGCAAUCAGAAGCCGACUCGGACAUUUAUUUGCCUCUAUCGCAGCGCCCCUCGACUUGUGAGACGGUGAAGCGUACACCGUAUGUGACGGUGCGCCAGGAUACGGGCGCCAGCACCGAAAGCAAAGACACACUAACCCCAAUGGGCAACAACGAUGACGAUCAGACACUCGUCGGCGGCGAUAAUUCCGAUGAUGCUGCGCCGGACAUGAACUUUGAGGCUGCCAGGCAUCGAGCACUGCGCCAACGCACCGUUUCACUCUGUCGCCGCAACUCGGAGACGUACUCGCUGACCGGCGUGGACAUCAAUCGAUCCCACAUCAGUCUCAAUCAGCUAGCGUCACUCUCUCGGCGCCAGUUAAGCCUCACGCAUUCCGAGCCGGAUAGUGACAAGGAUGUGCCACUAGUGCCACUCCCAGGUAAAUCAGUUUUGCAUGCGAAACCCUCCAGAAAUAUAUUGCUGAAACUGCACAGCGAAUAUACAUCCAUAACGGACGAACUGGAGAGCGUCUGCCAUUUGAUUGGAUCACCGACCGUCUCCCUGCAGAGCAAUAAAGCAUCCCUGGAUCGUCCCAAGACGGAAAUGUCGCGCGCCGAGGCCGCUGCCCUGUUGGAGAAGAAGCACCUGAAAGAGUGCGAGGAGAAUGACUAUAGAAUUCUGGAGGGUCUAUUCGAGGCACGUGGCUCCAUCGAUGCCAGCGUGCAGCCCUAUGAGAUAAGCGUCUCCGUCGACUAUAGCCAUCGCUAUCCACUGCGUCGGGAGACGGCCGUUGAGCUAUCACCAUCGAAGCCCCCAGCAGAGGGUGAACUUAUUGGUGCUGCCACUGCCGGCGACAGUAGUGAUACUAGUGGGGCGGGCAGCGGUCAUCAUGUUGUGGCCAGUGGCUUUCAGCUGAAGCAUGAGCGUCCGUGGCAGCGCAACUCAUCCAUGGAGCAGCAGUCGAUUCAGUCGCCGCUGGUGCCGACUCGUGCCACCAGUGAUUUUCUGAAUCCGCCCUAUGAAAGCAGCGGUCGUCUAUUCAAGAAGUCCAGCGAGAGCCUACAGAAGAACUCCAGCACGGAUACGGACUACUCGGCGCAUCCUUAUCGGUUCAUCAAGCAGAGUUCCAACGAGACGAACACCUCGCUAACCGGCUCCUUCAAUGUAGACACGCCCUCGCUGACGGCCGAACCGUCGCUGGAUGCCGGCGACACGCACUCGACAACAGGACUUAGCCUUGGCACUGCUGGCGGGGUUGCGACAGCGCGUUACCAGCCCAAGCGCACUGCGUCCGUUGGUGCUGCCGAUAGCAGACGCCUGCGCGACGAAAGCUCCAGCUCGCUGGACCUGAGUGCAGGGGCAGUAAUGACGCAGGCAGCGCCAGCACUGCCAACGCGACCCAUGCAGCUCAAGAAACAGUUUAGCAUGGAUCAGGGCAAGCCGGUGUCGGUGCAGUCGAGCGCCGAGACGGUGACUGCCACAGAGUCAGUGUCUGGUGGUAGUACCUCGGCGUCGGCAUCGCCGUUGCCUGCACAGGUUGGCGCCAAACUGAUUUCGACGCUGAGGCUGCCGUACAGCAGCAAACUGGGUAUGAAUGUGCUCAAGGAGAGCAGUUCCAGCACGGAAGAGUCCCGUGAUGGCGAAGCCACCCCAGCCACAACCUCAUCCGCGAAGAGCAGCAAUGUGGCGCUAGCGAUACCACAGAUUAGCACGCAUCUGGUCCAGGAUGAGAUUGCCAAGCUGUCCUCCAAUAUCAAGAGCAGCACCGAAUCUGAAAAGGAUCCGCCAUAUAACGAAACAAUGUGUUAAAUAGUAUAAACCUCUAUAUAUAAAUAUAUAUAUAUAUCCAUAUGGAUAUGUGAGUCCCUGUUGAUGUUGCCUAGAGUAAGCAGUAGUAGGUAUUUGAAUUUGUAUUUGUAUAUGUAUGUGAAUCCACCUUGUGCUCAAUAGCGUUACUAGUCAACAGCAUAUCGCUAAUAAUACUAGGCGUUACAACAAACAAUACAUACGUGAUUCAUGUUGAAACUGCAUGAUAAGUUUUAGUAAGUGAGUCCAUAUCAAUGUUAAAGCAAAUAGUUUUGAAGAUCGGCCCGGUGGAAUGCAACGCAAUUCAAUGAUUUUUGACAAUACAUAGUACACAGAUUCUCUGUAUUUUUAUAAGAUGUAUUUAUUUACAAAGUCGUCGAUUCUUAUUGUUAUUUAAUAUACAAAAUAGUUGAAGCAUAACAAAGCAAAUCAAAAUGCAUGCAUUUCACUUACGACACAUACAAAGAAUAUCUGUUUUUACCACCAGCAAAGCUACAACUUAAUGUUAAGCACAACCAAAAACUAAGAAAAAGGAAAAUUAUUGCCAUGUUAAACUCACUCGUUACACAAAACAUAUGAAACGAAAUUUUCAAUUUCACAUAUCCCUAACAUAUAUAUAUAU
Drosophila grimshawi is the source of this 6895-nucleotide messenger RNA. It is a transcript of the gene Trpm, whose product is annotated as transient receptor potential cation channel trpm. Gene Ontology annotation, biological process: protein tetramerization; monoatomic cation transmembrane transport. The coding region runs from base 16 to 6276 and encodes 2086 amino acids. Gene Ontology annotation, molecular function: monoatomic cation channel activity. The record is from RefSeq and is a predicted model, not a curated record. NCBI's taxonomy places the organism in Eukaryota, Metazoa, Arthropoda, Insecta, Diptera, Drosophilidae. The transcript has 34 exons. Gene Ontology annotation, cellular component: membrane.